This is a messenger RNA of Heterostelium album PN500, 1329 nucleotides long. RefSeq lists its product as uncharacterized. Lineage: Eukaryota; Evosea; Eumycetozoa; Acytosteliales; Acytosteliaceae. The record is from RefSeq and is a predicted model, not a curated record. The coding region runs from base 1 to 1329 and encodes 442 amino acids. The transcript has 2 exons.
AUGAAAUUAAUUUUAUUAUUUCUAUUAUUGAUUACAUUAAAUAAUGUAGAUUUAAUUAAAUCAGAUGGUGGAUCGUUCCAUAGCAGCAAGCAAACUACUCUAUCUCAACAAUCUUCACUCUACAUCUAUCAACCAACUACAAUUUACAACCAAUUGACAGUUGCCAACUUAAUCCAAGCGUCAGAACUGACAGUUGGAAGCAAUGCAACACUGAAUAUCACCAAUAGCUAUCUCAACGGAAACUACAGUCUAGUCCAACAGAAUCAACAAUCCACGUUGAUUAUCAACGAUGUCGCCAAUAAUGGCAUUUUAAUUGAACAGCUUGUCUGUGAAGGUAGCACAACCGGCAGCUACUUUACAAGCCAACAAAAUGUAUUUAUUCAAGUGAUCAACUCUGAGGGUAGAGUCACUAUCGCCUCACCCAACAUCAUCAUAAACCAAACCGAUCAAACACAACUCAACACAAUCGAGCAACUCUACCUCAAAAACGUCCAAAACAUCCACAUCAAUAACACUGAGAUCGACACUCUCCAUAUCGACAGAGACAACUUUACCGUAGUAAUCGAUGGUCAAACUACCAUUGAUUCCACUUUUGACUAUUAUCAAUCAACAAUCUACUUCCUCGGGAACUACCGGUACCCGUUAUCCACAAGCAUAGGAGCCGACACAAUCAUCAUUGGCAAUGCUGCCAAUCAAGAGUGGAGUAGCACCACUCUGGAUAUUAAAAACUCAUGCAAUCUCAUGGGUAAUGUGGUGGUAAGCGGUAGUGGACAGCUCCUGAUAGCCUACGGACAGGAUGUCACCAUCACCAAGUCGUUGACUGUGGAGGCGGGCGGAUCUCUAACGGUGAGAGACGUCGGUAGUUCUCUGUAUAUCGCGGGCAAUUUCAGUAUCGACAGUCAAUCGUCUAUCGAUUUAUUCAUCUACGAUCCAAACGACCCACCUCUAACCACCAGUGGAUUGGAGGUUCAGGUCGAUAACACUGACUCGACGCUAUCGUUGUCGUUCAUCUCGGGUAACUUGGCAGACAACAACAAUCAAUAUGUUAUAUUCGACAGUGACUACGAUAUCAAUGGAUCGUUCGGGCAGAUCUACAUUUACUCUGACGGGCAGGUAGUAGACCAGAGCAAAUACGUCAUCUACAUCGACGGUGACAAUCAAUACAUCUUAUCGUUCAAGCCAACCUCUUCGCCUUCUUCACAUCGUUUUGCAACCUGGAAGAUGAUAACUAUCGUCGGUGCAUUUAUUGUUUUCGUUUGUAUCAUAGUUGGUAUCGUUUAUCACAGAGUAAGAACAAGAGAAUACAGAAAAUAUCAACUCAUAGAAUAG